Messenger RNA from Labrus mixtus (cuckoo wrasse), 2655 nucleotides. RefSeq names its product T-box transcription factor 1 (gene tbx1). Gene Ontology annotation, biological process: positive regulation of DNA-templated transcription; regulation of transcription by RNA polymerase II; cell fate specification. The coding region runs from base 425 to 1984 and encodes 519 amino acids. NCBI's taxonomy places the organism in Eukaryota, Metazoa, Chordata, Actinopteri, Labriformes, Labridae. The record is from RefSeq and is a predicted model, not a curated record. Gene Ontology annotation, molecular function: DNA-binding transcription factor activity, RNA polymerase II-specific; RNA polymerase II cis-regulatory region sequence-specific DNA binding. Gene Ontology annotation, cellular component: nucleus. The transcript has 8 exons.
GGAGGGGAGGCGUGGAUCUUGCUCACUUUUGACAUUCUCGUUGCAGUAGUAGCUUCUCCUCAAGGCAGGACUCAGAUGACACCACCCCGACAUCGACCGGAGGAGCAACAAGGGAAGCGCUCUCUCUCUCUUCUCUUCUCUGCGGAUGAACUUUGUUUUGACACCGGGACGCGUUUAAAAGUUCAUCAGAUGAAUCGGAGCACCGUGGAGCAUUUGACGUCUUCACAAUAGCAGCGGGGAGAAUAAUCUGAGAACAGUCCAGCUCAGAGUCUCGCACACUCGGAGCUCCGGGGGCGGAAUGUGAAAAACCCCAUUUUUGGCGCAUGAUCUUCUCCGUGGUGAGCUGCCUUCUCCUGCUUUCUGUGCGGUUGGAAAGCGGAGGAGGAGGAGGAGGGACGGCUUUUCCCGACCCGAGCCCUUGCCUAUGGACGACGGAGGUCCCCUCUCUCCAAAGGCGAAUGCUUUCAGUAUUGCCUCUCUGAUUUCGGCUGCAGAGCAAGCAGGAAACGCAGCGUUUCAGAAACAGAGCGCCGGCCUGGACAAGCCAGACCCGCACAGCCACAGCUCCUUUAAAAUGCACUACAGCACUGUCACCCGGGAAAUGGAAGCCAUAUCCAGCCCGUGGCUGACGCAGCUGUCCCAUUUUUGCGAUGUUGCAGCCUUCACGACGAGCAGCCUGAGCAGCCUCAACACGCCGGGGGGCUAUCACCUCUCUCCGUCCCCCGGGGACCCCUACAGCCAACAUGAGUCCCACUUCGAGCCGUGCCCGGCCGCCCAGCACAACUACAACUACCCGGGGUCUAACCCGGGCCAGGCCCCGCCGAGCGACAACGGGACUCCCAACUGCUCGUCGUCGUCCUCCAACUCCACGCCGAACAGCAAAAGUCUGGUGAAGAAGAACCCCAAAGUGGCCAACAUUAACGUGCAGCUGGAGAUGAAAGCUUUAUGGGACGAGUUUAAUCAGCUGGGGACGGAGAUGAUCGUUACUAAGGCUGGCAGGAGAAUGUUUCCAACUUUCCAAGUCAAAAUAUUUGGGAUGGAUCCCAUGUCCGACUACAUGCUCCUGAUGGACUUCCUGCCCGUGGACGACAAACGUUACAGGUAUGCUUUCCACAGCUCCUCGUGGCUCGUUGCCGGUAAGGCGGACCCCGCCACACCGGGCAGGGUGCACUACCACCCGGACUCUCCGGCGAAAGGCGCACAGUGGAUGAAGCAGAUCGUCUCUUUCGAUAAACUGAAACUCACCAACAACCUGCUGGAUGACAACGGCCAUAUCAUCCUGAACUCCAUGCACCGCUACCAGCCCCGGUUCCACGUGGUGUAUGUGGACCCCCGCAAAGACAGCGAGAAGUACGCCGAGGAGAAUUACAAAACCUUUGUUUUUGAGGAGACCCGCUUCACGGCGGUCACAGCGUACCAGAACCACCGGAUCACACAGCUGAAGAUAGCCAGCAACCCGUUUGCAAAGGGCUUCAGGGACUGUGACCCGGAGGACUGGCCCAGGAAUCACAGGCCCGGCUCUCUGCCAAUAAUGAGUGCCUUUGCCAGAACAAGAAACCCGAUGUCGUCCCCUCCGCAGCAGAACGGCUCCGAGAAAGAGGACAGCAGGCGGGAGUACGAGCGAGACCCGAGCGGCACGCCUAUACACGCCGACCCGGCUCACCAGCUCAUGUCCCGGGUCCUCAGCCCCGCCUUGCCCGUCCCAGGAGGCCUCCACGCCGUCCCGCUCACCAGUGGCGGCAGACCCAGCCCUCCCCACGACCUUCGAUCAGACCACCACGCCCUCCCACCGGACACCCUCCAUCACCACCCGUACAAGUACCCCACCACCUACGAACACUACCUGGGCGCCAAGACCCGGCCGUCGCCCUACCCGUUACCCGGUAUCAGAGGACACACGUACCAUCACCACAUGAACCCCGCCACAGCGAACAUGUACUCAGCCACCAGCGGCCCCUCUAACUAUGACUACGGGCCCAGAUAAUGGCGGCUCUCCACCGGGGGGAGAACGGCACACAGCACUCUGGGAAAUGGGAGCGAGGCAGGAAAAGCAACACUGUCCUGUCUGUCUGUCGGCGGCUCACACAACCCGCAGGGAGCGUCCAUCAGGCUGGAUAAACCCCGCCAUAUUUAUUUAAAGGAAACCUUUACGGCCACCUGCUCUGAGGACUGUUUGACCUUUGAACCCCAAAAAGGCUAAAAGCUCCACGCCAGGUCUUCCUUAACUGAGCGGUGCAGGACAUUGAGCCGGUCGAUCAGGAGACAGGAGGGACCUCUCCUUAACUCUGACUUUUUUUGAUCACAGACUGGAAUUGAAUUCUUUUAUUUGUGUUGAAUGCACUUUUUUGAUUUGCCUUGUUUUUAAUGCUUUCAAAAAAAAAGCCAUAUGUUAUUAUAGUCCUCCAUCGACCUUCUAGGUAGACGAGAUGUUUGCAUGUUGAGCUCAUCGGAGAGAAGAGGAGAGAGGCUGUCGAAACACAAUCGAAAUGUUUUUGUUUGAGAGAAGAAGAAAAAAAAAUACUAGAUUUGAUUUUGAAACGUUGUGAACAUCCCGGGCCGCUCUGAGAAGUUUGUACCAUGGCACUGACUUGCAGCAAUUCAAAGUAAAUAAAUGAAGCAGACUGACUGUUCUGUAUCUGUAAAAUAAACAUUAAA